This is a messenger RNA of Alternaria arbusti, 1668 nucleotides long. RefSeq lists its product as uncharacterized. Gene Ontology annotation, cellular component: chromosome, telomeric region; nuclear telomere cap complex. Gene Ontology annotation, biological process: regulation of telomere maintenance via telomerase; telomere capping. Gene Ontology annotation, molecular function: telomerase inhibitor activity; G-rich strand telomeric DNA binding. The record is from RefSeq and is a predicted model, not a curated record. Bases 1 to 1668 code for a protein of 555 amino acids. The transcript is spliced from 3 exons. Lineage: Eukaryota; Fungi; Ascomycota; Dothideomycetes; Pleosporales; Pleosporaceae.
AUGCCGCUGCAGCUGCCCAACGGCUUCACGGCUAUUAAAGAUGCCACCGAGGCGGAAUCCACGGUUAGUCUAAUCGGCGUGCUGGUCAGUCUUGAUCUUCCCAAAACAACGCGAGGCAAGGACAUGGCCCUGGACUUCACUAUUCAAGAUGACUUCACGUCUGGUGAGGUUGGAGGUGAAUCAAGCAUCACCUGCCGAUUGUUCAGACCAAGCGAAGACAAGUUUCCCAAGAUCUCUGGAGUUGGCGAUGUCGUCAUACUCCGGAGGUGGAAGCUGCAGCAAUACCAGUUUCGCAUGGACGCCGUUGGUUCUAGGACCUGCCACAUGGUCGUCUUCCCAAACCACAGGAUUCCCGUUCCGGAGCUGAGCGAGGCGUUUCAGGCCGGCAGUCAAAAGCUGCCUCACGCAUUGACUGGGGGCCUACCCCCGACCCCGACGAUUCCAGAGCAGAUGGCUGUCAUACAUCUAAAGCAUGCAUCCAAGGGCGCAGCACCACAAGUGAAGCAGCAUGCGGCCAUUAGUGCUUCCAAAGCCAAGACAGCAAGGAAGAAGUCUUUAAUCAAGGAUCUGCAACUCGAUACCUUCUACGAUGUUUGUGCACAGGUUGUCGACUUCUACUAUACUCAGUUAGGUGACCGAGUCGACUUGAAAGUGACCGACUAUACUCCGAAUGAACAAAUGUUCUACUACCCAGAUCCAGACUCGGAAAAAGACUUCCCGGUCAGAGAAAGGCGCUGGAGUAGUCCAUUUGGUCACAUGGUCCUCAACAUCACCGUGUAUGGAGCAAAUGCGGCUUGGAUACAGGAAAACCUUGGCCAGGGUGACUUCGUCUUAGUAAGAAACAUGCGAGCCAAGCUGGCUACAAAUGGCAAGUUGGAGGGUGCUCUACAUGAAGACAAAAUGAACGAUUCAAAAGUCGAUAUUAUGCUCCUGAAGAACGAGGGCGAGAUCGAAGCAAUUAACAAACGGCGAGAAGAGUACGAAAAGAAACGCGAGACCAAAACAGCUUUCCAGUCGUUGCAGAAUGAACCGAAGCAGCCUUCUGCCAAAUCUGCAAAGGAGAAAAGAGAGGCCAAGAAACUGAAGGCGCGAGCAGACAAGGAGGCCGAACUGGAAGAGCUCAAGCGAGCCGAACGAGAAUGGGAAAAAGGUCGUGGUGGUAUCAACACAAACGUCGAUGUUUAUCCUCCUGAAAUCAAGCUCUUCGCGCAUAGUACAAGAGACAGGAAGUGGAACAAGCAUCCCAAGCGCCAGAGCUCGACCGGUGCCCAUGCGAACGAGAAGUGGGAAUGGGGAUUCGUUCUCCUACUCGAAGAUGCCAACGUCCCUCGCGAUACAGUGGCCGAGAAACUGCGCGUGGUCGUCAACAAUGAAGCUGCGCAGUUUCUGCUAAAGAUGAACGCUGUUGAUCUCACGAAUCAGCCCAAGUUUCUCAAGAAACUCGAGGAGAAGCUCUUCAUCUUGUGGGGUAACCUGAUGGAGCUCAAGACCGAGCUGCGAGAUCGAGGAAACGAUCUGCCGCUACCACCGGGAGACAACCGCUUACAGAACAAGCCCUUUGACGCUUGCAUUGAAGAGUAUGGCUGCGAAGUACCCCCGACAAAAGACCAGCAUCAAUUUGGCUAUCAACGCAUGUAUAGGCUCGCGCAGACGGCGAUUGUGGAAUAA